This is a messenger RNA of Mytilus californianus (California mussel), 6299 nucleotides long. Its product is annotated as nucleoredoxin-like. Bases 103 to 1365 code for a protein of 420 amino acids. Lineage: Eukaryota; Metazoa; Mollusca; Bivalvia; Mytilida; Mytilidae. The record is from RefSeq and is a predicted model, not a curated record. The transcript has 7 exons.
AUUUAUAUCUGAAAGCGCACAUGCUUAUGAUUUGAAAACAACAGAGAAGCCGCUAGUGAGACGGUGUGCCAGACGUGUUUUGUCUAUUGGAUAGCGUGGAAUAUGGCUAAAAGACUGCAAAAUCUUGUUGGUGACACAGUGAUUAGACUGUCAGGUGAUAAUGUAGAAGAAAUAAGGGUUGAGUCAUUAUGUGGAAAAGACUCUGUUAUUGGGAUAUAUUUUUCUGCACAUUGGUGUCCGCCGUGUAGAGGUUUUACACCAAAACUUAUUGAAUUCUAUAAUAACGAAAAACAGAAAAGGAAUUCUACUAAGUUUGAAAUUAUUUUUGUGAGUUGGGAUAGAGAUGAAGCAAGUUUUAAGGAAUAUUUUGCUACAAUGCCAUGGUUGGCUUUACCUUAUGACCCAGACAAAAAACACAAGGGUAAACUGACAAAAAAAUUCAGAGUUCAAGGAAUUCCAAAAUUAGUUCUGUUAGAUGGAGAAAAUGGGAAAACUAUAACAGUUGAUGGUUAUACAUGUUUAACAGAUAAUCCCAAUGGAGAGGGAUUUCCAUGGAGACGAAAAAAGGUCACAGAGGUCAUCAAAGGACCAAUAAUAACCAGUAAUAAAACAGAAGUAGAAGCUUUAGAAGCUCUGAAAGGGAAAUAUGUUGGGCUAUACUUUUCUGCACAUUGGUGUCCACCAUGUAAAGCCUUUACACCAGAGUUGAUAAGAAUUUAUGAGAUGUUAAAGUCAAAUGGAAAGAAUAUGGAGUUCGUGUUCGUCAGUUCAGACAGAAGCCAGGAUUCGUUUGAUGUGUUUUUUGAUUCCAUGCCAUGGAUGGCGAUUCCGUUUGGGGAUUCAAGGACAGAAGCACUUAAAGGCCUUUUCGGCAUAGAUGGUAUACCUAGUUUAGUGAUGAUAGAUGAUAAAGGGGAGAUAAUUAACUUAAAUGGGAGGGCAGCUGUUGUAGAAGAUAUUGAAGCAAAGGAUUUUCCAUGGUACCCAAAGCCUCUGAAUGAAUUAACUGGUUCAGCAUCAGUCAUGUUGAAUGAGUCAGCUUGUUUAGUAUUGUUUACAGAAGGAGAAGAUAGUGAUAUAGAUAUGGCUAUAGAUGUACUGAGUGAGUUAGCUCAGGAAGAGAGUGAGAAAGGAGAAGAUCAAGAAUUGUUUUUCUUUUUUGGCGCUGAUGAUGAUAUAUGUUAUAGUGUACGAGAUUUUGCCAGUUUAGAUGACCAGUGCCCAUUACUUGUGAUAUUUGACUUUCCAGAACAGAAAAUAUAUGUAUGUAAAGAGACAGACAUUACUAAGGACAUUGCACGAGCGUUUGUCAAAAGUUAUUUUAAUGAAACUUUGGAAUCCCGACCAUUGAAGCCAUCAGUAUAAAUUGUUAUCUUUAAAGUGGCAAUUUUGUAAUGCAGAUGUCAUCAUAAAUACUUCUAGGAAGUUGUAUUUUUUAUUCAGCCUAGUGGAACUGUUGGAUAAUUUGUCCAUUUGAGAAAUAUCUCAAUUUUUGAUUUAACUAAUGGAACUGUGAGACUUUAUCAUCUGAUCUGGAUAUACUUGCUGUUAUUUGAACUCGGCAAAGUAAAUUGAAAUAUCAAGAUUUAACUUUUAUGAUGAAAAUCCAGAGUAGAUUUACAAUGAAAACUGAUAUAUCAAGAGUUUAUUAUCAAUUGAUAAUCAAAAUAUUCAGAGAUGAUUUGUACAAUGUACUGAAAUAUUCAGAGUUGAUUUAUAAUGUAAAUUAAAAAAUCCAAAGUUGAUUUAUAAUGAACAUUGAUAUAUCUGGAAUUGAUUUAUUUUGUUAAUCAAAAUAUCCAGAGUUGAUAUAUAUAAUUUACAUUAGAAUAUCCAGAGUUGAUUUAUAAUGUACAUUGAAAUAUCCAGAGUUGAUUUAUAAUGUACAUUGAAAUAUUCAGAGUUGCUUUAUAAUGUAAAUGGAAAUAUCCGGAGUUGAUUUACAUUGUUAAUAAAAAUAUCUAGAGUUGAUUUGUAUAAUUUUCAUUAAUAUAUUCAGAGUUGAUUUAUAAUCAAGGGUCCGGAAACGGUCAUAUUUGCCAGUCAUGACCUAAACUGAAAGCUAUUUGUACUAAAUGACAGACUGGGAUUUAGGACAAUUUUAUUUUUUUUACAGAAAUAAUUCCAGUCAUCUUACUUGAGAUCAGAUUUCUUAAUCGCCAUUUUGCACUUAUUUUUGUUUUGUAAUCCCUUUCCUGUAAUAAGACUGCCACUCCAGUAUAGUAUGAUAAUCCUGACGGCCCUCCUAAUAACAAUAUUAAUGCCUCCAGGAAAUAUUGACUUAUGAUCGCUAUUCACUUAUUACUUGUGUUUUUAAUUCAUACCUGACAGUGAUCGCAAGCUCAGAACUAAUAUUAGAAAGAAAUUAAAUUUCCAUGACAACUUUCUUCACUAUUUAAUUACUUUUCAGCAAAGACAAUCUUCAAUUCUGAUUUAAGUAAUUUUCCACAAGUCAAACUUGUGCUUUAUAUACAAUGUAAUACGCAUGUGUGAAAUUGUCUUCACCAGAUUAGACACUUAAUCGUAAAAUGCAAAAUGAUUUUGCUAAAUAAAACGAGUGCAACUUUUAUCUGUUAUAAUCAAACACUUUCUAAGGUAAUAAAAUUAUAAAUCUGGUGAUUUCCAGUCAAUUUGAUAAACAGAACGAAUCCCGGAAAUGAAUCCGGAAUUACUCGUACUCCAGUAUUGCUGUGAAACUUCUGGUUUAAAUUUCUUCUUCUAAAUCGAAAGGACACUAGCGAUGUCUGAGAAAUUUACCAUUUUGAGUCAUUAAAAUCAUUUCAAUUCUAAACUGUUGUUUUUUUUUUUUUUUUAAAAACAGUAACAAAAGUCAUGAAGUAAAUGUGAUGAAACAGUCAAUACAAGUUAGUUGAUGCUAUGAAAAUAAAGUGUAAAUAAUUUUUGAUAGUUUGAAAAAACACAGAAAUGGUGUGAAAAAUUCCGGAUCCUUGUUUAUAAUGUAUAUUGAAAUAUCCAGAGUUGAUUUAUAAUAGACAUUGAAAUAUCAAGUUAAUUUUUAUAAUAUAAAUUUAAAUAUCCAGUAGUUUUGAAAAGAAAUUUGUAAUGAAAUUGAUACUUCCUGCUGUAUUUUAAGUUUAAUUCUGCUUUUGUAUCACUGCUGUUAUAUAUUUUUCUUGUUUUUAAAUAAUUCAGAAGAACAUUUUUGGGUUUGGAUCCCUAAAAAACUGUAUGUUCAAUUACAAAACAGUAUAUUCAAUUACAAAAAAUGGGUUUUGAAGCAUUUAUUUGCAUAGAAUACAUUUUUGAACUUUUAAAGUUGAUAAGAUUUUAUAUUCUCAGUACUGUGAGAGGAGUUUUAUGAAGAUAUUGAAUUUUUGUUAUUAAGAAACAUGUCUUUAUGGUUACCAUUAUAUUUCAUUCAUUGUUUAUAAAAUGGUGUAGUAAAUUAAAAUGAUUUCAUAUUCUGUGAAAAUAUAGUGGUAGAUUCCUCUAAAAUUGAUUGUGUAGAAAUCAUUGGUUGAGGGUAUUAGAUUUGUGAUUUUACACUUUGUACUUACAAAAUCAAUGAAAAUGUGCAUAUCAAUGUUUUUAUUUUAAAAUUUAUGAUUUGAUAAACCCCAAAUCCACUUGAUAUGGAACCUUACAAUAAGGUGAAAUUACUGAAAGAGAGAGCAGUAUAAUUUAAUGGGUUUUUUAAGUGCAGUUAAUUAUAAAGAUUAAUUUAAGGUUUUCAACAUCAUUAUAGUUUUUUGUGCAUUUUAUAGUAUUGAUAUUAUUGUAAAAAUUCCAGGAUGACAACCCUCUGCUUAUUAAAGCUGGGAUGUAUGAUAAUAUGUUAAAAUAUGUCCUUCCUACCUCAUUUCCCACCUAUAAUUCCUACUAAACCGAAUACCUAACCCUUAAGGGAGGUUAAUCCUACACAGCUACUUUAAAAGUACAAGCCUUCUUUGAGAUGCAUAUAAACUGCAAGGGCUCUGUCUUAAAGGCAGUACUUUGACCUAUAAUUGUUAACUAUUUAUACAUUGUGACUUGGAUGGUGAGUUGUCUGUGGACUCAUACCACAUCUUCUUAUUUAUAUGUACAUCUGUUGAGAUGCAUAUGAGCUGACUGCAUCUGUUAAGAUGUAUAUAAUACGUACAUUUUUCAUAUAAACUGUAUAUUUUUAAAGAUAUAUAUGAAUUGUGUAUGUACAUCUUUACAUAUAUAUAGUAUAUAUACAUUUUCACUGAUGUACAGUCAAUAUACAUCUCAAGGGAUGUACAUUUUAUAUACAGCUUAACUGGGAAACAGUCUUGGUGCAUCUUACUAAAUGUACAUCAAGAUCGCUUGUACUAAAGUAGCUGUAUACAAAACAACAAAAGUUUAAAGCUAUGCAAAAUGAAAGCAUUUCAUUAACACAGACUAAAUAUGUCAAAGCGUACAUCAUCUUUAGUUAUACAAUUGAAUUUUUUUGGGAACAUAUUGGGAUUUGGAAACUUGUUCAGCUGAGAAUUUUAUAUGUAGUUAACUAUGUACCAAAUGAAAAUUUAAAACAUUAAAUGGUAUGAUAAAUAUUUAAAAAAAAGUUUAGGUACCCUUUAAACAGUGAAUUUCAAUUCCUUUCCUCAUCUAUUAAUUUGUCUGUCACACUUUUAGUAUUGAGAACAUACUCCACAUGAUUAGAGUAGCUUGGUAUAAAGUCUGCAGGACGGAUUGUAUAAAAGUAAUCUGGUGAUAUUCAGUCAUGAUCAACUUAUUAGUUGCCAUAAAACACUGGUAAAAUUAUAAAUAAUUAUUAACAGAUGUUAUCACAGUUCAUUGUUACUUUAUUCCUACACAUACUUACUGGCUGAGAGGUGUAGGUCGCUGGCCACAUUUACUUGAACAGGUCACUUCAGCCUAUCAUUUUAGGUGCUACUAAACAGCCAUGGUUUUUGGUUGAUUUACAUGUCCACCCACUUCAUCCUAUCACUAUUACGGUUGGGAGCUUUUAAUAGCUGUCAGAGCAGUCUAGGAACUGAUAGUUGGCUGCAUUAUCACAUACAGAUCACUUCAACCUAACACUACUGAUGUAGGAGCUAUAAAUAGCCAUACAUUUUGGUGGCUGAGUAGUUGAGUAUUUGAUCCCAUUUAUAUGAUCAGACUCUCCAGCCUGUAACUAUGACAGUAAAAGUUACAACCAUGAGUUAGGAGUCUAAGUAGUUAAUGUACAGACACUUCAGCCUAUCGCUAUUAAUAUAAACUUGACUGUUAAAAUCAAGUCAACAGAUCAUUACUAUCAUAGAAGUUCAAGUCUUGCUCUGAUCAUUUAAAAAAAUGGCAAACAGCAUCCAGUAUCAAUGUUUGUCAGUGACUCUUAAUAGAUCUGUGGUUUACCUUACACAUACUGACUUGCUCCACCUAUGAUAUUUACCAUGGAGUAGGUUGUUUUAUCAUACAAAGAAACAUUAUAUAAUUGGAUCUUAUUAAGAAUCAUUUGAGCGGCAUUGGAUAGAAAUCGACCUUGUGCAAGUGCAUGUAUACAUGUACAUGUAUAAGACUUUGCUUGAUUUUGGAACAUUCAAAUAUGAAAUAAGAUAAAUUUUGGUCUGUUUUGUUUGGUUUUUAUAUCAACUCAAUUUUUAAUCAGUUACAGUCUUUGCAUAGAGAAUUUUUCAACCCGAAAUAAGUUAACAGGUGUAUUAAUAUUGAUUUGCAUAAGUCGAGUUCUAUCUGAUGCAGCUCAUUUAUUGUUACUUGAUUUUAUCUAUGAUUUAUUUAAAUGAUAAUAAUUGGAUUACUGAAGGAAAUGAUUGCACUCAUUUUGUAUGGACUGAUAAUGUUUUUAUCAUAUUGACUGAUGUGAUAACUUAAAUAUAGUUAAUUUUGUGUCAUUUAUGGUGCAGCAAUUAUAGUCUGACUCGGUUAAAUGUUGUAUAAUUGCUGAGAUGGAAUUUAGGCUAAAGUAGAACUUUAUUUCCUGUCACGUCAAGAUGCUAUAACAACAAAAAGAUUCCCGGCUGGUAUGUGUACGAAAAAGAUAUAUUUUAAAACCCGAUACAUAUAAAUUAUAGUUAGGAAUAUUUCCUUGAAAAAAACUUGAGUUUUCUGAGUUAAUUCAACCCAACAGAAUACCUUUAACAGUUCUCUAAGUGUUUUGAUAAAUUGUAAAUGGACAUAAAAAAUAUAUCAUUUGAUUAAGACAAUGAUUUAGAACAUGACAAUAUAUGUGAUUUAUUUGUGAUUAAGAAUAUUAUAGAUAUGUGUUGUUGUCUAUGCAAUUAUUUUUGUAUGAUGAAUUGCCACAAUUCAUUCUUUUAUUUAUAGAUUUAAACUGAUUGUGCUUUUAAUUCAUAUCAUUAAAUGAUUGGAUUUGUUAA